Phalaenopsis equestris is the source of this 3309-nucleotide messenger RNA. RefSeq names its product valine--tRNA ligase, chloroplastic/mitochondrial 2. The transcript is spliced from 27 exons. The record is from RefSeq and is a predicted model, not a curated record. NCBI's taxonomy places the organism in Eukaryota, Viridiplantae, Streptophyta, Magnoliopsida, Asparagales, Orchidaceae. Gene Ontology annotation, molecular function: ATP binding; aminoacyl-tRNA deacylase activity; valine-tRNA ligase activity. Bases 163 to 3060 code for a protein of 965 amino acids. Gene Ontology annotation, biological process: valyl-tRNA aminoacylation. Gene Ontology annotation, cellular component: cytosol; cytoplasm.
CUCAACCUUUUUUUAAAGGUGAGCUACAAACUAUAGAACUCAAAUCUUUUCUUUAUCACAGCGGAUUCAAGCGUCUUGCACCCGCCUUAUCCCCAGCUGAGGGUUUAUCGUCGAUUGGCUAAUUGAUCGAUCGGACUUCCUAUCAGCUUCUCUCGCUAACUCAUGGCAGUCGCUGGGCCAUCCGUUCUCUCUCAGCGCUCCCUGUACAGAUUAAGCCCAUUCUUUUCUACUACCCGCUCCCGUUGCUCAGGCAUUGCAUUUUUCCGCUGGAAUCUAAGCCUCCCGAACAGGAAAUCUUUUUCAAUUGCGGCUAUGACGAAUUGUGGCUUCACCUCUCCAGAAACUGUGAAAUCAUUUGAUUUUGGGUCAGAGAAGAGAAUAUAUGACUGGUGGGAGUCUCAAGGUUAUUUCAAGCCAACUUUUGAUAAUGGAGGAGAUCCUUUUGUUAUAACAAUGCCUCCUCCAAAUGUUACUGGUUCGCUACAUAUGGGGCAUGCAAUGUUUGUAACUAUUGAGGAUAUUAUGAUUCGAUACUUCCGCAUGAAGGGUAGGGCCACACUCUGGCUUCCUGGAACUGAUCAUGCUGGUAUAGCAACUCAGUUGGUAGUGGAAAGAAAGCUUGCGUCCAAAGGCUUAAAAAGGAUGGAUAUGAGUAGGGAAGAGUUCACCAAAGCAGUUUGGGAAUGGAAGGAGAAGUAUGGAGGCACAAUUACAAAACAAAUUAGAAGAUUGGGUGCAUCCUGUGAUUGGUCACGGGAACAUUUCACCCUUGAUGAACAACUAAGUCGUGCUGUAAUUGAGGCAUUUGUCAGACUACAUGAAAAGGGACUGAUAUAUCAAGGGUCUUAUAUGGUAAACUGGUCUCCUAACCUUCAGACUGCAGUAUCUGACUUGGAAGUUGAGUAUUCUGAAGAACCUGGUACUUUGUUUUAUCUUAAGUACCGUGUUGCUGGUGGAUCAAGAGGUGAUUAUUUGACUAUAGCGACCACUCGGCCUGAGACACUUUUUGGGGAUAUAGCUGUAGCUGUGCAUCCUGAGGAUGAACGUUAUUUUAAAUACAUAGGGAGACAGGCAAUUGUGCCUUUAACAUUUGGCAGGCAUGUUCCAAUUAUUGCAGACAGGUGUGUAGAUAAAAAAUUUGGAACGGGAGUUCUGAAGAUAAGCCCUGGGCAUGAUCACAAUGAUUACCAUCUUGCUAGAAAGCUUGGACUUCCUAUACUUAAUGUCAUGAAUAAAGAUGGCACUCUUAAUGAGGUUGCAGGAUUGUACAGCGGUCUAGAUCGAUUUGAGGCACGGAAGAAAUUAUGGUCUGUUCUUGAAGAGACUGGCUUGGCAGUUAAAAAGGAACCACAUACUUUACGGGUUCCAAGAUCCCAGCGAGGUGGAGAGAUAAUAGAACCACUGGUGAGCAAACAGUGGUUUGUCACUAUGGAACCUUUAGCUGAAAAGGCACUCCAUGCAGUUGAGAAGGCAGAGUUAACUAUUCUUCCUGAAAGAUUCGAUAAGAUUUAUAAACAUUGGUUAACUAACAUUAAGGAUUGGUGCAUAAGUAGACAAUUAUGGUGGGGCCAUCGGAUACCGGUUUGGUACAUUGCAGGCAAAAAUUGUGAGGAAGAGUAUAUUGUCGCAAGGAAUGCUGAGGAAGCACUAGCACUAGCUUAUGAAAGAUAUGGAAAAUCAGUUGAAAUUUAUCAAGAUCCUGAUGUUCUUGACACUUGGUUUUCAAGUUCAUUGUGGCCUUUUAGUACACUCGGCUGGCCUGAUUUAUCAUCUGAGGAUUUCAGAAAAUUCUACCCAACAACUGUUCUGGAGACUGGACAUGACAUUUUGUUCUUUUGGGUCGCUCGAAUGGUCAUGAUGGGAAUAGAGGUCACGGGGACUGUUCCAUUUUCUUAUGUUUAUUUGCAUGGGCUUGUCCGUGAUGCUGAAGGAAGAAAAAUGUCCAAGACAUUGGGAAAUGUUUUAGAUCCUAUUGAUAUCAUAAAUGAAUAUGGCACAGACGCCUUACGAUUCACACUUUCUCUUGGAACAGGUGGCCAGGACCUUAACCUGUCUUCUGAGAGAUUGACAUCUAACAAAGCUUUCACCAACAAGCUAUGGAAUGCUGGAAAGUUUAUUUUACAGAAUUUGCCAUGUGAAAGUGUCGGCUCUAAACUGGAAGACAUAUUUGCUUAUAAGUUUGACACGCAGGAAUCUCUUAUGAGGCUACCUCUGCCAGAAUCCUGGGUGGUAUCAAAACUGCAUGGUCUUAUUGAUAGUGUCACUUCCAGCUAUGAGAAAUUUUUCUUUGGAGAUGCUGGUAGAGAAAUAUAUGAUUUUUUUUGGGGUGAUUUUGCUGACUGGUACAUUGAAUCUAGCAAAACUCGCCUGUAUCACUUGGGAAGUCAUUCAGAUGCAUCCAUUGCACAGGCUGUUCUUCUAUAUGUCUUUGAAAACAUUUUGAAGCUGCUACAUCCUUUCAUGCCAUUUGUCACUGAAGAAUUAUGGCAGGCCUUGCCAUUACGAAAGGAAGCUCUUAUAGUGUCUCAGUGGCCUCAGAGUUCACUUCCAAAACAUAACGCAUCUGUCAAAAGGUUUGAAAAUCUACAGUCACUGAUCAGAGUUAUUAGGAAUGCAAGAGCUGAAUAUUCUGUUGAGCCAGCAAGACGAAUCUCCGCUUCUAUAGUUGGGAAUGCAGAGGUUCUUGGUUAUGUAUCUAGCGAGAAGCAAGUUUUGGCUCUUUUGUCACGAUUGGAUGUACAAAAUGUUUAUUUCAUGGAAUCUCCUCCAGAUUAUGCAGAACAUUCAGUACACCUGGUGGUUGGGGAUGGUUUGGAGGCUUACCUUCCUCUUGCAGAUAUGGUGGAUGUGUCUGCAGAAAGUCAGCGCCUUACAAAGCGGCUUUCCAAAAUGCAAGCAGAAUAUGAUGCACUCCUUGCUCGCCUAAGCAGUCCAACCUUUAUAGACAAAGCACCAGAGGAAAUUGUUAGUGGAGUAAGGGAAAAAGUAAAAGAAGCUGCCGAGAAAAUAAUUCUCACAAAAAAUCGGCUGGUCUUUCUUGAAUCAUCAACCCCUCAAUGAACCUACUCCUGCUGCACAUCUUGAGAUAACAUAUUUUUGGUGAUUCUGUAGCUUACCACUCAGUGAGUAGAUCAGGUAUGAAGCAGUUCAUGACAAAUUAAUGGUUGCUAAUCAGUGAAGUUAAUGAUUAUAUGUAUAUUAAGAGUGUCUAAUGAUCCUAUAGAUCAACAUAAAAUUUGCAUCCCAACGGGGCAUCAUGUAACAAAAUAAUGUUAUAUAUCAUGAAAAUUGAGUGCUGCUGCUGCUAUA